AUGACAAGUACUAAGAGUUUCAUCGUGUUUUCACUUCUGGCUGUUUCGUGCUUAUGUCAGAGGCCGUCUUACGCGGGAAGAAGACCUAUUGGAUAUCCGAUUCUUGGUGAAACACCAAUAUCAACGUCUAAUGAUGAAUUAGGGGACGGAUUGGUAACAGAAGUACCAAAAACUACAGAAAGAAUUCCGAUCGAGGCAUUGGGGGAUAUAAAUUUAGUCAAGCGACUUUACAAGAUUCCGUUAGAUAAACAACCUUAUUGGUUCAUUAAUUGGAAAGCUUUAGAUGAACACAGAAAUAAACCGCAGACUUAUCCUUUGAGGCCCAAUAAUUAUAUACACCGUAUCCAUAAAUCGAACGAUACUGUUGGGUAUAAAUAA
This is a messenger RNA of Parnassius apollo (apollo), 378 nucleotides long. The record is from the annotation of a GenBank genome assembly. NCBI's taxonomy places the organism in Eukaryota, Metazoa, Arthropoda, Insecta, Lepidoptera, Papilionidae.